AUGCAGCUGGUAUGCCAAGUGAAAGCGACCAAGAAGAGGCGAACUAUCCCCGUAAUCGUAAGAGUGUCGGAUAUAAACGAUUAUGCACCGGUAUUUCAAGGCACGCCCUAUGAAACUAGUAUAUCAGAGUUAAUACCCAUCGGUUCGACGAUAUUCGACGCUAUACGAGCAUUGGAUCCCGAUGCUGGUGUGAAUGGUUUAGCAGAAUACUUUAUAAUACCCGGUGAUAAUAAAACACUGGAGGCUGCUAACGCGGUUGAUGGUUACACUAACUUCGAGAUCCCAAUACCUCACCAGGGUCAAGUCACUGUGAACAGGAGUUUAGAUUACGAACGGACACAGAAGUAUCUAGAUCGAGCUCGCGAUACUAAACGCCGUGUCUCAAGUACCACCACGUUGAACGUAAAUGUUCAAGAUGGAGACGACCAGGAUCCAUCCUUUAUAUACAAAGGCUGCACUUUACAUGACGGAGUCUGUAUCAACCCUGAGUAUAACACUUACGUAAACGGUGGUGUACUUGCUGGUAUACUGACCAUAGAACCUGAGAAGAUUCAAGCCGUUGACAUGGACACUCUGAACGCUCGUAUAAAAUAUACUAUAGAGAGCGGCGAACCCGAUUCAUGGGCGAGUUACUUUGAUAUAGAUCAAAGUACAGGCGCCGUGAGGCAACUUGUGCCUGUCGAUAUAAGUAUUGCUAAGAAAUUCCAAUUAGUUAUUAAGACCUAUUACCUAGCCAAAUUAACAAUAACAGACAGACCACCAGUAGUGACGUCAUCAUCAGAUGAAGGACAGGUUGAGGAAAACUCACCGAAUGGAACCAAAGUACUGGAUAAGUCUGGAAACCCUAUCAGAUUGACUGUAUCUGAUUCUGACUUGGUUGUAGCUCGUGAGCCGACGGGGGCUGCGUCACCGCCUUACUCACUAUCAGUGGAACUGUUAGAUGUUAAUGACAACGCUCCGGUUAUACCAAAAACACAACCCAUCACACUACCGGCCAGCCUUGAACCAGCUGCUGUAUACAGGCUGGUGAACAGUAUAGUGAGGGCUACUGACUCUAAACGAUUGAGUUCCCAAGGCAUCAUUGAGUUAGUAGUGACCCCCGGACCCAACACACGUCCACCACAGUUCAGUUCAAGGGAUUACUUCGCACCGGUAUUUGAAGGAGCCGCUAUCAAUUCCACUGUUACAACCGUUACUGCCAAAGAUCCUGAGAAUGAACCUGUUACAUAUUCGAUAGGGUCUGGGAACGAUCUACGUCAAUUCGCCAUCGGCUCCAACACCGGCAUUAUAACAGUUAUAAGACAUUUAGAUAGAGAAAUGAUAAGAGCCGAAGAUCCAGGACGCUUGACAACAACAGCCACAGUUAAUAUUAAAGUCACUGACAUUAAUGACAACAAUCCUAAAUUGGACAAAGAUUCCUAUUUGUUUAAAAUUAAAGAAGGAGUUGCAAACGCUGAAGUGGGCCAAGUGCAUGCUACUGAUUUAGAUGAAGGUGUAAACGCUAUGAUAACGUAUAGCAUUCCAUCUCAUCUGCCUUUCGCUAUAGAUAACUAUACCGGCGUUAUUAGUACUAAAACAGAACUUGACUAUGAAGAUACUAAGGAGUAUGCAUUCGUUGUGACGGCCACUGAUGGUGCGAUGGACAAACGUCUGGGCACGGCUUCUGUAUCAGUUUUAGUGUUGGAUGAACCAGAUGAGCCUCCGGUCUUCAUACAAGGAGUGUAUUCAGUUAGAGUGCCAGAGAACGCACCUAAUUAUCCAGUGAUUAAAGUACAUGCCGAGGAUCCGGAUACCCAACCGGAGAUUACUUACACUAUUAUAAAGGGCAGCACCGAUUUAUUCUCCAUUGAUCGUAAGACCGGCCUUAUAAGGACGUUGAAGCCUCUUGAUAGAGAGGAGUCGGCACGCCAUGAACUCAUAGUGGGCACUGAGGAGAAUAAUAAUGAUGGAAAUGGUUCUACAGCCACUGUUGAAGUAAUCGUUGAUGAUAAAAACGAUAACGCACCAAUAUUCACAUGUGUGGCUCGUCCGGUUACUAUAGAGGAUACGUCCUCUAUCGGCUGUUUGGUUGAAACAGUAGUAGCGUUAGAUUCAGACGCAAUAUCACCCAACAACCGUAUACGGUACGCACUCGCUGGACGAGGGAAAGCCAGUAUAUACUUCCACGUGGAACCGGAUACGGAAGCUGUGAAAGUUAGAGACGAUUUAAGGAAAGAGACUGAUAGUGAAUAUACCGUUGAUAUCCAAGCAUAUGACCAAGGAGUGUUUUACGUAAGACUAACAUCUGACAGAGACUGCGCUAUAUACCUCAAUAGUAGUCUAGACUACGAAACACUAACAGAAUACUCAUUGGAAGUGCAGCUCGAGUCUAUACAGGGUCUGAUAAACCCAGAGAGUAGUAAAGCGGUUAUAAAAAUACAUGUAACCGAUGUCAAUGAUAAUGCUCCUAUCUUCGUAUUCAAUGAGCAGUCUACGGUGGGAGGUGCGAAGGGUAAAUACUUCGCGAUAGCCACUAAGGAUAUGCCGUUGGGUACUAAUGUAUUGCAAGUUAAGGCUAAAGACAAAGACAGUGGUGACUUUGGUAAAAUAGAAUACCGUAAGAACUCAUGGACCAAAGCAGCUGAGGAAUAUUUCUCUUUGGACCCCGACACCGGCGUGAUAAGUAAUAGAAAGACAUUCGAGAAUGUUCCAAAAGACGUAUUACCAUUCAAAUUCAACGUUAUGGCGAGAGACAACCCCAAGUCCGAGAAUUAUAAGAUAGCUCGAGCUUCUUUUGUGAUAAAUCUCCUCCAAAAAGACAAUCAGCUUAUCAUAGAAGUAGGUAAUUUGAACGUGGAUACUAUGACGACUCAACAAGCUUGUAGUCUGCUCGCAUCUGUUGAAGAAAGAAGUGGUUUAGUGGCAGGAUUGGAGAAAUUGACUCCUGGACUAUAUUUAGGAGAAAACAGUACUUUAGAGAGUGACCCUAGCGGAACUAGUGUGUGGUUGUACUUGAUAGACCCGAAUACUGGUGAAAUAUUGACAAGAGAAUCACAGCCGGUGAAAAAAGCCGUCGAGUCUGGUGUAUCAAUCCGAGCGCCUCUCACCCCGCCCGCUUCUCGCCGGCCACAGCUAGCGGCGGCGGUACUAGCGACCGCUCUGCCCGCUGCUCUACUGGCGCUGGCAGCGUUAGUACUUGUUGCUGCCACCGCUGCCACUAUAUACAUAUGCGCUUCUUGGAAUAGAUAUAAAAAACACAAAGAGCAAGCAAUACAACAAUACGGAACCCUCAGUAUGAGUAUGGCGCCGCCGCGACCACCGUCAGGGUAUGAGUCUAGUGAAGAAGACCCCGCUCCCAGAUUUGAAACACAGGUUCUCAAUAUGUCUGUCGAUGACGCAGAUCUACAAUUGGACUUCAGCGAAAGAAGUCCAACAUUAUCAGAAACAGCGACUACAGCGAGAGCGUCGAGUAUAAACGAGAACGGUGGUACAUUGAACAAAGUUCAUAACUUCGACAACAACGAUAACAACGCGACCAUCGCUCGCAACACACAGACGUUGAACCGGAGGACGAAUAACAACCAUCCCUUGAACAACUCACUGGGGACGCUGCCGCGGGUCAAUAAUAGUGUAGCGGGAGGACUACUGGCCGCGACGCUGGGGAGGAAAAUAAACACCGGCAACCACAAGAAGAAACAGACGCAACCUAUUAUGGCGUACGACGAAAUACCCGGGUUACAACGAUCCACGGAUAAUGAUAAUGUAACGUUCGGAAAGAGAAAUUUCACUGGUUUCUCAUACGAACAAUCCCCCGUGGAAACUACCACAGAGCUAUAA
Danaus chrysippus (African queen) is the source of this 3816-nucleotide messenger RNA. The record is from the annotation of a GenBank genome assembly. Lineage: Eukaryota; Metazoa; Arthropoda; Insecta; Lepidoptera; Nymphalidae.